Molecule: messenger RNA, 2191 nt
Organism: Manis javanica (Malayan pangolin)
Lineage: Eukaryota; Metazoa; Chordata; Mammalia; Pholidota; Manidae
Source: RefSeq, a predicted model, not a curated record
AUCACAGAAAUUCAGAGGAUAAAAAAGAACUUCCUCUGCAAUGUCGUACAGACGAGAACUAGAGAAAUACCGCGACCUGGAUGAAGAUGAGAUCCUCGGAGCCCUGACAGAGGAAGAGCUCAGGACCCUGGAAAACGAGCUGGAUGAGCUGGACCCUGAUAAUGCACUGCUGCCUGCAGGCCUGAGGCAGAAGGAUCAGACCACCAAGGCGCCCACGGGCCCCUUUAAAAGGGAGGAGCUCUUGGAUCACUUGGAAAAGCAAGCAAAGGAGUUUAAGGACCGAGAAGAUCUUGUCCCCUACACAGGGGAAAAGCGAGGAAAGGCCUGGGUGCCCAAACAGAAGCCAAUGGAUCCGGUGCUGGAAAGUGUGACCCUGGAGCCAGAGCUGGAGGAGGCCUUGGCAAAUGCCUCAGAUGCAGAACUCUGUGACAUUGCAGCUAUCCUGGGCAUGCACACGCUCAUGAGCAACCAGCAGUACUACCAGGCCUUGGGCAGCAGCUCCAUCGUGAACAAGGAGGGACUCAACAGUGUCAUCAAACCUACACAAUACAAGCCUGUGCCUGAUGAAGAACCGAAUUCAACAGAUGUAGAGGAAACACUGGAGCGGAUAAAGAACAAUGACCCGAAACUUGAAGAGGUCAACCUCAACAACAUCAGGAAUAUCCCCAUACCUACCCUCAAGGCAUAUGCAGAAGCCCUGAAGAACAACCCGUAUGUGAAGAAGUUCAGCAUUGUGGGGACACGGAGCAAUGACCCUGUGGCGUAUGCCCUUGCUGAGAUGCUCAAGGAGAACAAGGCAUUGAAGACGCUGAAUGUGGAGUCCAACUUCAUUUCUGGAGCUGGGAUCCUGCGCCUGGUGGAAGCUCUUCCACACAACACUUCUCUAGUGGAACUGAAAAUUGACAACCAGAGCCAGCCCCUGGGCAGCAAAGUGGAAAUGGAGAUCGUGAGCAUGUUGGAAAAAAACACAACGCUUCUCAAAUUCGGCUACCACUUCACCCAGCAGGGGCCCCGGCUGCGGGCAUCCAACGCAAUGAUGAACAACAACGACCUUGUGAGGAAGAGGAGGCUUGCAGACUUCACGGGGCCCAUCAUUCCCAAGUGCCGGAGUGGCGUCUAGUAUGUGGAGAACCUCAAGAUUAAAGGUUGCCAAAUUGAUUACUGGAUCAAGAACACAGUCUUGCCCUUCAAGAAAGACUGAAAGACUGAAGCCACAAAGCUCUGCCAGGAAUCAAGGAAUAUGAGAUUCCUUUUGCUGGAUAUGAGGAAAUGAUAGAGAAAGCCAAUGGUGAGAUUUCAAGUCUCAAAAACCAUCCCUUCUUUACCAAUGCCAGGCACAAACAUUUCCCUCAGUGUUCCUUAUGAACAUCUGGGAUUUAUUUACAAUUUAAUACUGGAGUCAGAAAGAAUUUUUUCCUUAUCAAAUGCCAACCUCACGAUGGGUCUGAAAACCUACAGCCAAACACCUGAAAACACCUUUCUGUAAUGCACAACAGGCCAAUGGCUUACAUGAGGUCAAACACUCGAGAAACUUCCAGUCUGCUGUGGUUAUGCUUUAUGGGCUUCAAGUACCUGUUGUACCAUGAAACAGACAAGUCACUGCUGAUCUCAUGCCUGUAAAUUAAGCCUCUGAAGGCCAAUGGUGAAGAAAAUCCCGAUAUUAAAGAACUAGGAAACCCUGGCCAAACCAUCCCAAGAUGAUUAUUCUGAAAAUGUAAUUUGGGUGUUUCUGCCAGGUCCCUUUUUAACAACACAUGCAUCUCUUGGGAUCCAGCAAAAACAUUAAGCCACAAUGCCCUUGUGCCUUUUAGUAUACCACAGUGCCAGUUAAACUAGUAUUUCUGGUUGCUUGAGGAGUUAUUUUCAUGAGUUAUUGAGCAACUCUUAUGAUACAGAACAGGCCAAAGAGCUGAUGAGCACAGACUAACAAGCUGCAGAGCACUGCGCAGAGGCUUCUGAUGAAAAGCCCGGCACACCGAACUGCAGUGAUGCGGACAGCACAGGGUGACCGAGGUGAAGCCAGGGCCACACCACUAUGGAGGGCUGUCUACUGAGGCUGCAGAUGGGCCCAGGUGUGGCGCCAGGCUGCAGGAAUGGUCAUUCCCACUCGGCUUCUCCUUGAAACACAAUUGCAGCUGUAUUCUGCAUCACUGGAAACUGCAAUAUAAUAUUAAAUCUGUUGGUCUGUGAA